AUGUCCACACUGGUGGUCCAGGAGCGCCACCUAUGGCUGACCUUGGCGGAUAUGAGGGAGGCCGACAAGCAUCGCUUCCUGGACUCCCCGAUCUCCCAGGCCGGCCUAUUCGGCGAAGCGGUGGAGGGCUUUGCCCAACAGUUCUCCGCCGCGCAGAAGCAGACGGAGGCGUUUCGACACAUCCUGCCCCGGCGGUCUGCUGCUGUCUCCACCCCACCGCCGGCUGCAGCUCCUCUGUCUGCUUGUCGCCGAGGGUGCCCUCCUGCGGCCUCCACCUCCGCUCCAGCGCUGCCACAGCAGCAGCCUUCACAACGGCCGCAGCGUGGAACUGGCCGCAGGAAACCGGCGCAGCCCGCCUCCGCCCCUGCCAAGCCCGUGAAGCGCCAGGAGGGCGAGGAUGGCGGUGCACGAGACCCUGUCUCCACACGGCCGUCCCCCUCUCCUUUCGCCGAUGGGCAGCAGGGUCCGGUUCGGGGACGCUGUGCCUCCUCACGAGCCCCCUGCCCAGCUAUGGAGCCAGAGAUCGCGGUCCUGCUGGUGAAGGACGCGAUACAGCCGGUCCCUCCAGCCGAGAUGAGGUCGGGUUUCUACAGCCCGUACUUCAUCGUACCCAAGAAAGACGGUGGGUUACGACCGAUCCUGGACCUGCGCGGAGGACGAGGAGCAGGUCCUCUUGGUAGCGCCAUAUUGGCCCAGUCGGACUUGGUUCCCCGAACUGAUGCUCCUCGCGACAGCCCCUCCUUGGCAAAUUCCUCUGAGGAGGGAUCUCCUUUCUCAGAGAGGGGGCACCCUCUGGCACCCGCGUCCAGACUUGUGGAAUCUCCACUUGUGGUCCCUGGACGGGACGCGGAGGUUCUAGGUGGGCUACCUCCAGCGAGCCCGUGUCCUCUCGUGUACUCGCCUCAGGUAGGCAGUAACACCGGACCUGCUCGGUGUCGAUCACGCUUGCUGCGCCAUUCCCCUCUACGGACCGGAUACGUGCGCUUUUUUGCUUCUCAGUUCAGUUCCCCAUGGCGAACCCUGGUGGAGUUCCUCCCGCACCCUCGGCGGUCAGGCGAGGCGGAGCGCCAGACGCCAGGCUCAGCACUCGUGUGCAUGCCCAAGAUCCUAACUCAAGAGGACUGGAACAUGGUUUUGUAUAACGGCAUGGCCUCUACCUCCCCCCUGGCGGCCCUGUAUUUCGUCGCGCUCAUGACUUUUGGGAACUACGUUCUGUUCAAUCUGCUUGUGGCUAUCUUAGUCGAAGGAUUUCAGGCUGAGGGUGAUGCUAACCGUUCCUACUCUGAUGACGACAGAUCCUCUUGUAACUUAGAAGAAACUGAGAAAAAGGACUCACUCCAGCUGUCCGAUCCCAAGAUUUCCACUUUGACCCCUAAUGGGCAUCUGGAUUUGACACCUGCACCCAACGCCAGGGGCCUGUACCCAUCUGAAAGGCUGAGCUUUGCCCUGAGUUCCCGCAAGAGCAGCGUGAGCUCUUUGAGCAGGGCUAGCCUGGAGCAGACGACGCUGUGUCCAGGGCGAGCCUCUAUGUACCACAACUGGGGACAGCCUGCACGACCAGGAAUAUGGAGUCGCAGGUCAAGCUGGAACAGCUUAAGUCGAUCCUCUAGAUGCCUGGGGAUGGGGGGUGGAGGCAGUUUAAGGGUCUGUAGCCCUCACUCUCGCCCCACUGAGCAGGAGUCCUUGCUGUCUCCUCCGCCCCCUCCUCUGCACCCGCCUCUGGUCUCUAGACGCUUCGUCCCGCGCAGAGAACGGCGGGCUCUCUCUUUGGAGCUUCCUGAGCUGCUGCAGGUGCCUGGACUGGCCCUGCCUCCUCUGCAUGCACGGCAACGCAAGAAGAGCUUCUCUGGGGGUCUGGGAAGCGUUGGAGAGCACCAGGACUGUAAUGGGAAGACACCAUCAGUCCAACCACAAAUCAUCAAUGAAGUCUACCCUCAGGUCAAUGCACGCAAGGACAGGGAGGAUCUGGACGAUGAGCUGGACUAUAGUCUAUGUUUCCGGAUGCAGAAGAUGAUAGAGGUGUACAGACCAGACUGGUGUGAGACCAGGGAAGACUGGUCCGUCUUCCUCUUCUCUCCCCAAAACAAGUUCAGGAUGUUGUGCCAGUCCAUUAUAGCCCAUAAGUUGUUUGACUAUGUGGUGCUGGCCUUCAUCUUCUCAAACUGCAUCACUGUGGCUCUGGAGAGACCCAAGAUCCUUCAGGGUAGCCUGGAGAGGCUUUUUCUCACCGUGUCCAAUUACAUUUUCACAGCCAUAUUUGUGGGGGAGAUGACACUCAAGGUGGUGUCUAUGGGUUUGUAUAUUGGAGAGCAGGCGUACUUGCGCAGCAGUUGGAACGUUUUGGAUGGUUUCCUGGUGUUUGUGUCUUUGAUUGACAUUGUUGUGUCAAUGGCGGGCGGGGCUAAGAUACUGGGGGUGCUCAGGGUUCUUAGGCUUCUGCGCACACUGCGCCCCCUCAGGGUUAUCAGUCGAGCUCCUGGCCUCAAACUGGUUGUGGAGACUUUGAUCACCUCUCUAAAGCCUAUAGGAAACAUUGUUCUCAUCUGCUGUGCCUUUUUCAUCAUCUUUGGCAUCCUGGGAGUCCAGCUUUUCAAAGGCAAGUUCUACUACUGCUUGGGCCUGGAUGUCAAAAACAUCACCAACAAGUCUGACUGCCUCUUGGCCAAUUAUAAGUGGGUCCAUAACAAGUACAACUUUGACAACUUGGGGCAGGCCCUGAUGUCCCUGUUUGUGCUGGCAUCGAAGGACGGCUGGGUCAACAUCAUGUAUCAUGGUCUGGAUGCAGUGGCAGUGGACCAGCAGCCCAUAACCAAUAACAACCCCUGGAUGCUGCUGUACUUCAUCUCCUUCCUCCUGAUCGUCAGUUUCUUCGUGCUGAACAUGUUUGUUGGAGUGGUGGUGGAGAACUUCCACAAGUGCCGACAGCACCAGGAGGUGGAGGAGGCCAAGAGGAGGGAGGAGAAGAGACUGAGACGCAUGGAAAAAAAGAGACGGAAGGCCCAGAAGUUGCCCUACUAUGCCAGUUACAGUCAUGUGCGAUUGAUGAUCCACACCCUGUGCACCAGUCACUACCUGGACAUCUUCAUCACCUUCAUCAUCUGUGUAAACGUUGUGACUAUGUCACUGGAGCACUACAGCCAGCCUCAUUCUCUGGAGAUCGCACUCAAGUACUGUAAUUAUUUCUUCACCAGCACCUUUGUGCUGGAGGCUGUCCUGAAGCUCAUCGCGUUUGGCUUCCGACGUUUCUUCAAAGACAGGUGGAACCAGCUGGAUUUGGCUAUAGUGCUGCUGUCAGUCAUGGGCAUCAUAUUGGAGGAGAUCGAGAUCAGUGCAUCUCUGCCCAUCAACCCCACCAUCAUACGUAUCAUGAGGGUCCUACGCAUCGCACGUGCCAUCAUUGAGUCAGUGUGCCAUCAUUCUACAUCUGAACGGGGAGAGGGCGGCAGU
Molecule: messenger RNA, 3447 nt
Organism: Sinocyclocheilus rhinocerous
Lineage: Eukaryota; Metazoa; Chordata; Actinopteri; Cypriniformes; Cyprinidae
Product: voltage-dependent T-type calcium channel subunit alpha-1I-like
Exons: 21
Biological process (GO): membrane depolarization during action potential; positive regulation of calcium ion-dependent exocytosis; transmembrane transport
Cellular component (GO): voltage-gated sodium channel complex; neuron projection; plasma membrane
Molecular function (GO): low voltage-gated calcium channel activity; voltage-gated sodium channel activity
Source: RefSeq, a predicted model, not a curated record